Coniophora puteana RWD-64-598 SS2 is the source of this 997-nucleotide messenger RNA. RefSeq lists its product as uncharacterized. Bases 128 to 406 code for a protein of 92 amino acids. The record is from RefSeq and is a predicted model, not a curated record. The transcript is spliced from 3 exons. Lineage: Eukaryota; Fungi; Basidiomycota; Agaricomycetes; Boletales; Coniophoraceae.
GCGAACCAUGAAUGAAUGCAUUGCAAAGCUACAGCUUCUAUCGCUAUCCCGCGUCGUCACCGUACGCUGCAUGUGCUCAGGUGUACAUAUGACAUAGUGGUAUGUUACGGAUGUAUCGUAAUGCCGCAUGUCCAUGCGAUGCGCGAACGACACAUUUGUUGGUCCUCUGGAGCAUAGGCGACCACGGGCUAGUGCCUCGAGAAUAUAUGUCCACGUCUAUAUCGUCUCGCCCACCGCGCACGCCACACCCUAUGACUCGUCCUACGUCGCCGUGAUCCUGGCUUCCGCCGCAACCUUCCCUGUUCGACUGCUCUUCCACCCACCUCUCCACUCCCUGCAAGGACCCCCUAGCACCUUGGCCCCUCUGGGGUUCUUCCUCCCCUCUCCACACGGUGCGCACAGGUAGCAGUGCUCGACAUACGUGUGGUGUGCCGAUGAUCAAUGUAUAAUGGAUGCCGAUGGCGAACUACGGGCGAUGGAUAGAUGGAUGGUGGAAUACCUCGCUCACACUCAUGGCGGGAGGCUAUGGUGUGGGCGAUAUAGUGUCCGUGGUAGAUAACGUAAACAUGAGUGCGGCCUUAAGCGGGAGACGACGGAGGGGCGCUUGAUAAGGAGUAGCAGAGAGCAGACAACGGCGCUGUUCUGUGAGACGAGACGAGAGCAUGAUAAGAGAGCAUGAUGAUGUAUAGCAUGAUGAAUAGGGGCGCGCCUGGCGCGAGCAAGGAAAGAAAAUAAUGAUACAGGUGUGAACGCCGUUACGCGCUCAUCACGGCGGCGGGCUGCUUUCGGCGGAUGCUAUGGGAGGAGGCAUCCUUUGAUGCGAUGGAGGGCUCGCGCGGCUGGGAGGCGGCGUCGUUGCGGACCUUGCGCUUCUCGACGGAGGCGCGCCAGGUGUUGAGCUGGUUGAGGGUGUGCUCUGCGAGCUGGCGGGAGUACUCGAGGACGUCUUUCUCGUUUGCGGGGGCCAUUAUUAUGCGGGGGCUGGACGGGUGGCUGG